This is a messenger RNA of Quercus lobata, 2932 nucleotides long. It is a transcript of the gene MSH4, whose product is annotated as MUTS-like protein 4. Gene Ontology annotation, molecular function: ATP-dependent DNA damage sensor activity; mismatched DNA binding; ATP binding. Gene Ontology annotation, biological process: reciprocal meiotic recombination; mismatch repair. The transcript is spliced from 24 exons. Gene Ontology annotation, cellular component: nucleus. Bases 125 to 2503 code for a protein of 792 amino acids. Lineage: Eukaryota; Viridiplantae; Streptophyta; Magnoliopsida; Fagales; Fagaceae. The record is from RefSeq and is a predicted model, not a curated record.
GCGCACUACGCACCCCACUUAACGUAUCACCAGCAACAGUCACACCUAUAUAUAAGAAACACAAAAAACUAGCGCGCAUUCACAAAGCUCGUUGAAGCUAGCGUGUAGUGUGUACUGUGUAGCAAUGGAAGACGAGGGAGGAGAGAGAUCGAGCAUCGUGAUUGGUCUCAUCGAGAACAGAGCUAAAGAGGUUGGAGUUGCUGCUUUCGACUUAAGGUCAGCUUCACUGCAUCUUUCUCAAUAUAUUGAGACCAGCAGUUCAUAUCAGAAUACAAAAACUUUGCUGCAUUUCUACGAUCCCAUGGUGAUCAUUGUUACCCCGAACAAGCUGGCACCGGAUGGUAUGGUUGGAGUUUCAGAGUUGGUGGAUAGAUUUUAUGCUAAAGUAAAAAAGGUUGUAAUGGGCCGUGGUUGCUUUGAUGAUACUAAGGGUGCUGUGCUGAUUAAAAAUCUAGCAGCCAAGGAGCCUUCUGCACUUGGUUUGGAUACUUAUUACAAGCAGUAUUAUCUAUGCUUGGCUGCCACUGCAGCUACUAUUAAAUGGACAGAAGCAGAAAAAGGGGUCAUUGUUACAAACCACUCGUUGUUGGUUACGUUCAAUGGAUCAUUUGACCACAUGAAUAUUGAUGCUACCAGUGUACAAAAUUUAGAAAUUAUUGAGCCACUUCAUUCAACCCUUUGGGGCACAAGCAACAAAAAAAGAAGUCUGUUCCAUAUGCUUAAGACAACAAAAACUAUUGGAGGGACUAGACUUCUUCGUGCCAAUCUUUUGCAGCCUUUGAAAGAUAUUGAAACCAUCAAUGCUCGCCUUGAUUGCCUGGAUGAGCUGAUGAGCAAUGAACAGCUGUUUUUUGGCCUCUCUCAGGUUCUGCGUAAAUUUCCAAAAGAGACAGAUAGAGUACUGUGUCAUUUCUGCUUUAAGCCAAAGAAAGUCACAAAUGGCGUCUUGGGUAUUGAUUACGCUAGGAGAAGCCAAAUGUUAAUCUCAAGCAUUAUUCUCCUUAAAACAGCAUUGGAUGCACUGCCUUUACUCUCAAAGGCACUUAAGGAUGCAAAAAGUUUUCUUCUUGAAAACGUAUACAAAUCUAUAUGUGAAAAUGAGAAAUAUGCGUCCAUUAGAAAAAGGAUCGGAGAGGUGAUUGAUGAAGAUGUUCUUCAUGCACGGGUUCCUUUUGUUGCCCGCACACAGCAGUGUUUUGCUGUCAAGGCAGGCAUUGAUGGACUUUUAGAUAUAGCAAGGAGGUCAUUUUGUGAUACUAGUGAAGCAAUACAUAAUCUUGCGACCAAGUAUCGCGAAGAUUUCAAAUUGCCCAAUUUGAAACUCCCAUUUAACAGUAGGCAAGGUUUUUACUUUAGCAUACCACAGAAGGAUAUUCAAGGAAAGCUUCCUAGCAAGUUCAUUCAGGUCUUGAAACAUGGGAACAACAUACAUUGCUCAACUCUGGAACUUGCUUCUCUGAAUGUUAGAAAUAAGUCUGCAGCUGCAGAGUGUUAUAUACGAACAGAAGUUUGCCUGGAAGCACUUUUAGAUGCCAUACGGGAGGAUGUUUCUGUGCUCACUCUCCUUGCUGAGGUCUUAUGUCUUUUAGACAUGAUUGUCAAUUCAUUUGCUCAUACAAUAUCGACUAAGCCUGUUGAUCGAUAUACUAGACCUGAAUUUACAGAUAAUGGUCCAAUGGCAAUUGAUGCUGGAAGACACCCUAUCUUGGAAAGCAUACACAAUGAUUUCAUUCCCAACAACAUCUUUCUCUCAGAAGCAUCAAAUAUGGUGAUUGUCAUGGGCCCAAACAUGAGUGGAAAGAGCACUUACCUUCAACAAGUUUGUCUCACAGUUAUUCUUGCUCAGAUUGGUUGCUAUGUUCCUGCUCGCUUCUCAACUUUUAGGGUAGUUGAUCGUAUAUUCACAAGGAUGGGUACAGUGGAUAAUCUUGAAUCAAACUCUAGUACGUUCAUGACAGAGAUGAGAGAGACAGCUUUUGUAAUUCAGAAUGUCUCCAGAAGGAGUCUGAUUGUUAUGGAUGAACUUGGGAGGGCUACUUCUUCCUCUGAUGGAUUUGCGAUUGCAUGGAGCUGCUGCGAGUAUCUGUUAUCAUUGAAAGCGUACACCAUAUUUGCUACUCAUAUGGAGAACCUAUCAGAAUUAGCAACCAUCUAUCCAAAUGUGAAGAUUCUUCACUUUCAUGUUGACAUAAGAAACAACCGUUUAGAUUUCAAGUUUGAACUCAAGGAUGGUCCAAGAUAUGUACCACAUUAUGGUCUAUUAUUAGCAGAAGUGGCAGGUUUACCAAGCUCAGUGAUUGAAACAGCCAGAAGCAUAACAUCCAGGAUCACAGAAAAGGAAGUGAAGAGGAUGGAAGUAAACUACCUGCAGUAUCAUCCAAUCCAGACGGCCUACCGUGUUGCUCAACGGCUUAUAUGUUUGAAGUACUCCAGCCAAGAUGAGGAUUCAAUUCGGCAAGCAUUGCAGGAUCUAAAAGAGCAGUAUAUUGACGGAAGGCUCUAGAGUCUAGAGUUUGGUAUAUAGUACAAUUCUGUAUUUUGGUACCUACUUGGUACUGAAAGCACAAUGUAACUGGUUUGUUAUCUGGCCCGGAGAUGUAUCAUCAACUUUUAGCAGAAUAUUCAUUACGUCUGUGUUAACAGAAAGCCAGAAUGUGCAGGUUGAAGUUUUGCCGUGGGUUAUAACUGGAAGCCGCAAGGCUGUAAGGAGGUUGAUAUUCUUUUUACUUCUCUUGCGUGCCUGAUUGAUAUUUGGCACAUAGGGAAGCAGCAUUGUCCAGCAAGAUUGGAAAAAAUACCUUGUUGAGAUUUCAUGCAUUUAAGAUUCAAUACAUGCAACUGGAUGAGCAAAAGAAACUAACUACUCAGCUUAUAAAUGCAUUAGAGUUGUGCCAACCUGGUUUUCUGGGUGAAUUUGUUGAUAUUUCAUAUU